Molecule: messenger RNA, 312 nt
Organism: Adineta ricciae
Lineage: Eukaryota; Metazoa; Rotifera; Eurotatoria; Adinetida; Adinetidae
Source: the annotation of a GenBank genome assembly
AUGUAUUCGUUUAAUGUUUCGUGUUUGAUUUUCUGCGUUGUGAUGGCCUGUGUUUUGUACGGAACACAUGCUAAUCCAGUGGAAAAUACAUCAAGCGCACCUGCUACCAGCACGCCAGAGGAAAUGUUGAAAUCAGCAUCACUUAAUCAACCGAUAGUUCAAAUUGCAGGACUGGAUAUUCAAAAACUUUUGGCGGGAGUGCAAAUGUCAGCAAAUGGACAAAGUGGUAAUUCUCAAGGUUGUUCAUCGAAAGGCUCCAAUGCUGCUAACGGUGUUGUCAAUAUAUCUGGUCAAAGUAUAUCCUGCAAAUAA